AUGGCCGAUACCGAUAAGCUGAACUUGGAUAAUAUUAUUGCACGGUUGCUAGAAGUGCGAGGAUCCAAGCCAGGAAAAAAUGUGCAGCUAACAGAGAACGAAAUCAAAGGACUUUGUAUAAAGUCUCGUGAAAUCUUUCUCAGUCAGCCUAUACUGCUAGAGUUGGAAGCUCCACUGAAGAUUUGUGGUGACGUUCACGGGCAGUACUACGAUCUUUUGAGGUUGUUCGAGUAUGGUGGUUUCCCUCCGGAGUCAAACUAUCUCUUUCUAGGAGAUUAUGUCGACAGAGGGAAGCAGUCUCUUGAAACAAUAUGCCUCUUGCUAGCCUACAAAAUCAAAUAUCCGGAGAACUUCUUUCUUUUACGAGGAAAUCACGAGUGCGCCUCGAUUAAUAGGAUAUAUGGUUUCUAUGAUGAAUGCAAGCGCCGAUAUAACAUAAAGUUGUGGAAGACGUUCACGGAGUGUUUCAACUGCCUCCCCGUUGCGGCCAUAAUAGAUGAAAAGAUAUUCUGUUGUCAUGGAGGAUUGUCUCCUGAUUUGCAAUCCAUGGAACAAAUUCGUCGCAUUAUGCGCCCCACGGAUGUCCCAGAUCAAGGUCUUCUAUGUGAUCUGUUAUGGUCAGAUCCCGAUAAGGACGUCACCGGCUGGGGUGAAAAUGAUCGUGGCGUUUCGUUUACCUUCGGGCCAGAAGUCGUGGCAAAGUUCCUUCACAAGCACGACCUUGAUCUCAUUUGUCGAGCUCAUCAGGUUGUUGAGGACGGGUAUGAGUUCUUUGCUAAACGACAACUAGUCACCUUGUUCUCAGCACCGAAUUAUUGUGGAGAGUUUGACAAUGCUGGGUCGAUGAUGACUGUCGAUGAGACAUUGAUGUGCUCUUUCCAGAUCUUGAAACCUGCAGAAAAGAAGAAAUUCCCAUACGGAGGUGUGGGUACGAAUAGACCUGUGACGCCUCCCAGAAAUACUCCAGCAGCACAGCCAAAGAAGGGCAAAAAAUGA
Ostertagia ostertagi is the source of this 996-nucleotide messenger RNA. Lineage: Eukaryota; Metazoa; Nematoda; Chromadorea; Rhabditida; Trichostrongylidae. The record is from the annotation of a GenBank genome assembly.